GGGGCUUUCCACGAGGCUCACCUGAGUACAAGCAGUUUUGCAGGCAUGAGAAAUCACAGUGAGAGCAACGCUUUUUCACCAUAUGUUAAUGUGAAGAGUAAACAGUAAAUGGUUAAUCUUACUGCGAUCUGGUUCUUAUUAACUGUGGUUUAUCCGGACGUUAAAUUCGGCGUUUCGUUACACCCGAAGGAGAACGUUACAGUGAAAAAGCGGCAUUAUCAGGUGUUUCAAGUGCUGCAAUGUCAGCUCAAUCCAGCAUCAAGUCGACGCCGCCCAGCGACAAGGGCAGUAAACCGACAUCAAGUAAGCCCACCCAGGCGUUAUCAGGUGUUCCAAGUGCUGCAAUGUCAGCUCGAUCCGGGAUCAAGUCGAUGGCGCCCAGCGACAAGGGCAGUAGAACGACAUCAAGUAAGUCCACACAGGCAAGAGCCAAGGCAGAAGCCGCCAAGGUGCGACUGCAUUACGCCAAACAAGAGGCAGUUUUGAAAAUGAAACUGGCCACCAAAGAAGCCGAAAGGGCCGCCAGACAAAGAGAAGAGGCUGCCAGAGAAGUCGAAAUCCAGAAAGAAAGGGCCGCCAGAGAAGCCGAAACCCAGUUGGAAAUGACAAAAAUAUCGACAGAGUUGCAUGUGCUGCAGCUAGAAGGAGAAGGAGAAGCUGCCAGGAUGGAAGCAGAGUACAUAGAAGAAGCUGAAGGGUCGCGUGAUCUGACCGAAACAAGUUCUGCUUUGGAAAGGACCAGACUGGAACGCACGAGCGACUAUGUACAAUAUCAAGCAGACAGGCAGGCUCGUCUCCCCUCUCCAUACCUAUUCGAUAACUUCCCCAGCUACGAGGAAGAGAAUUUACCCUCGCGGCCCCGCGAUGAAGUCAAGAAUGAAAGAGCUGACAACCGAUAUACUUUGACACCAAAGUUACAAAGUUCGAUGCGAAGAGACGCGGAGGUUGAAUCCAGGAUGGCAAAUUCCAUGAGAAACGUGCGUUCUCAGUCAUAUAGGCGCCAACGUACUUCUCCAGCCCGCACGCCGCUUGCAGCCGAUCCCACGCUGCAGUAUUUAGCACGACGGGAUCUCGUCACUUCGGGACUGUACCAGUUUGACGAUAAACCCGAAAAUUACCGUGCUUGGCUCUCCACAUUCACCAACGUGAUUGACGGGGUCCAGCUCAGUGCAACCCAAAGGUUGGACCUUAUGGCGAAAUGGCUGGGAAAAGAAUCACGCGACCAGGUGAGACGCAUGCGUUCAGUGUACAUCAACAAACCUGAGCUAGCCUUAAGCGAAGCGUGGGAGAGACUUUGGGAGAGAUAUGGGGCCCCCGACAUUAUUGAAGCGGCGCUAUAUCGACGUCUGGGAAACUUUCCUAAGGUGUCAGCCAAAGAUCACUUUAAGUUAAGAGAAUUCGGAGAUUUACUCAUGGAGAUCCAAGGCGCCAAAGAAGAUGGCUAUUCGGCUGGUUUAGUUGUUAAGGAGAGAGCACUAUGCGGCAUACAGCAUGCAACAUUCACUAACUACAAGCACUACUACACUACUGCUCCAGACGCUUCUCACACACCCUCUGAGCAAAUACUCUACUCGCACACUGCCAGCUGGCCUUCUCAACAGAGGGUGGAAAGAGGAGCCGAGUGUGUAAGCCUCCUCCUGCCAGUCCAGAGCCUCUCCACCACCAAGACGCCUGCAGUGCCUCCCCAGGGCCACACGCGGAAACUGGGUAUCUUACAGUCCCAGGCUAAACUACAGGGGAUCUCGGAGCAGCAGUGGGCCCCAGAGAUGUGGCGUGCAGGCCCACCACUGUGUGGAUACGCCCUGGCGCCUGUCAACCACUGUCCCAGCUAUGGGUAA
Hypanus sabinus (Atlantic stingray) is the source of this 1838-nucleotide messenger RNA. RefSeq lists its product as uncharacterized. Lineage: Eukaryota; Metazoa; Chordata; Chondrichthyes; Myliobatiformes; Dasyatidae. The record is from RefSeq and is a predicted model, not a curated record. The transcript is spliced from 3 exons. The coding region runs from base 240 to 1838 and encodes 532 amino acids.